Messenger RNA from Physcomitrium patens, 3162 nucleotides. NCBI's taxonomy places the organism in Eukaryota, Viridiplantae, Streptophyta, Bryopsida, Funariales, Funariaceae. The record is from RefSeq and is a predicted model, not a curated record.
UUCCUGCCUUGGCGCAUUCUGGCUCGUCGCUCCUCUUCGCCAUGGGUUAGCUUCUGCUUCCUCCCUGCCUCCCCCUGCUCCUCCUUCGAUUUUCCUGAAUGCGUGUGAUCCCAGUUCUAUUUCUUUGUUGAUACUCCGUGCAGCUGUAAUGUAGCUCUAGUGGUGUUUACUUCCAUCUCUUGCGAUCGCGCCAGCAGGGUUUGGUGCAUCUGGAACGUGGGGAAUUUCAUCUGCCGCGUGCUGUUUUUUUCUUCCAGAGCUUGGUAUUUAAGGGCCGGGAACAAAAUGCAGUCAUCGUAGCAAUGGCAUUGGUACGAUUGAUGAUAAUUGGUUCCAGGAUGAGCGUAAAUCUUGUGGCAUGGCAAAGCAGUAACAUGUCUGCCGCUGUCCGAUUUUAUUAUCAAGUUUCGUUUUAGUGAACUGCAGCCAAGAUCAAGGUGCACGAGUUUCGCACGAAGAGUAAGAAUGAUCUCCUCAUUCAAGUCUGUCAACUUCGUGUAAGUACUACUACAUUUUUGGCUCCUGCCAACUAAUGUAGACAUGGCCGAGGUUAAAAUCAUCGCACAUUCAACUGGAAUAUCAUCUGAUGCAUCUCAAAUGUACCAUCUUUGGUGAUGUUUAUAAUCGAUUUACACGUACAUCACAACCACAUGGUUAUUUUUCAGAAACUUUACCACUGAGUUCUUCUUGGUAUAUGACCCUACAGAGCGCGUUGGACUGUUAUAAAUCUCAAUGUAUUUCACAAUUCCGAGGUGCCAAAUUGUUGGCCCUGUGAUUUGAUCACAAUCGAAGGAUCUGAUAGUAAAGCUUGUCUCGUUUAGAGUCGCCAAAGUGACUGAAGAGCUGCGAAACAACAACUCAUCGAAUAUUAUUGGAAGCUAGCAGGCAAGGGAAGACAUAAGAGCAUGGCAAUGGACACUCGAAGUCCACUGGGGAUGAUGGGAUUGAGAGCGUUGGCUGGGGCUCAGCAACAGUGGGGUAACGAUUCUGCUGGAAAUGGGUUGCUUGCUAUGACAGGUACAUCUCAGGAGUCAAGAGAUGUUGAUUCCGAGAGACAAAUACAUACCUUGCCUCUGGUUGUUACCCUGAAUUGCCUGGAAGACUGUCGACUUGAGGAAGAUGCUCUUGCUGGCAUCGCACAUGUUCGGCAUGUAGGUUUAACGCAGCUUACUGAGGGGAAGAUCGAGACUGCGGUUGCGGUGUUGAUUUCUUCUUUGGCAUACCUGCCCAGCGCAGCGCAGAGGAGAUUGCAACCCUGGCAGCUCGUUUUGUGUUUGAGCAGUGUGGAUAAGGCAGUGGACACAGCAUUAGCUUCCGAACUGGGACUGCAAUUGAUUCAUGUGGAUAGUAAGCGUGUUGAAGAGGUGGCUGACACCACAUUAGCCUUGAUGCUGGGGCUGUUACGCCACACACAUGUCUUGGCCAGGAAAGGUCAUGAUAGUGCUGCAGGGUGGUUGGGAGCUACCAAAUCCGUGUGCACCGGUAUGCAUCGCUGCAAAGGCCUGGUCGUAGGGAUCAUCGGGGCAUCUAUAACAGCAUGCGCUGUCGCUGUUCGUUGCCAUGCAUUCCGGAUGCUGGUUAUAUAUUUUGACCCAGAGAAUGUAGAAGGUCAGCAGGGAGGCACGAGAUUGCUGCCUGUAUCUGCAAAGAAGGUUAAUAGUCUGAAAGAGCUGCUUGCUUCCAGUGAUAUAAUAUCUCUUCAUUGCGGACUGAGUAAUGAAACCGUGCAGCUUAUAAAUGCUGAAUCUUUUGAAUCAGUAAAGUCAGGUGCAAUUCUUGUAAACACUAGUAGCAGCCACUUGCUUGAUGAUUGUGCAGUGAAACAGGCAAUCAUAGAUGGUAAGUUGGCAGGCUGUGCACUGGACGGUGUUGAAGGACCUCACUGGCUUGAAGCUUGGGUGAGGGAAAUGCAAAACGUGCUGGUACUACCUCGUAGCGCAGAAUACAGUGAGGAUGUUUGGCUCGAAAUCCGAGCGAAAGCUGUGGCAGUACUGCGCUCUUAUUUGGUCACAGGUGUGUUAUCAGCAGAUGCUACUUCUGAUGAUGACGAAUACUACGUAAAUUUCACUCAAGCACCUCGCCAGGAAAUUUUAGCGGAGACCUUAAAUGGAAAGGAAGAGUCUAGGCAUCGGACUGAGGAAACGACCUCCGGAUCUGAACACAGGCGUAGUCCGAUGAUCUUUCAGGCCCAGGAUCUACGUUCGCUUGGUCAAGACUCAGAUAUAGACAGCCCUAAUUUAAAGCAGUAUGAGGGACAUCUGAAUCAAGGCAGAGGAUCUGGAAAGAAGGCAAAAAAGCGGUCCGGGCGGCGGAAAUCUAUACAUAAUCUGGAUGCUUUUCAAGUGCAAGAAAGGGAACCUGACUGGAUUACAACGCCAAGAGAUGAUCAGGGUGCUAGUGUGAGUACACGAGAUAACAAGCCUAGCUCUGAUUCUCGAUUUGGCUCACCAGGAGUCGCAAAUCCUAAGGCUGUCAAUGACAAUCCACUAAAUGGGAGAGAGCAAGUGAAUAGCAUGGCAUCUAUGGGGUUUGCCAUAGACCAACUGAAAGAAGGUUACGUUGUAGCUUUACAUGGAGUAUCAGGGGGUGGUUACUACGUGGCUCGACAACGUGGCCCUGGCCGAGGAUGGUGCUUAGAUAUUAUGUUUGAUGUUACCCCUCGAGACCCUGCAUCCCAGUUUCUUGUUGUAGUUCGCAAUAGGGAUCGUAUUGGGCUGAGAUCCUUAGCAGCAGGUGGUAAACUUCUUCAGGCUAAUAAGAAGCUGGAGUUGGUGUUUGUGAACCAUACAUUUGAUGUGUGGGAAAGCUGGAUCGUGGAAGGACGUCACCUAGAUAACUGUAGUCUGACAAACAGCAGGUUUCGCUCGGUCACCUUGCAAGUAUCUAUGAAGAUUCUUGCAGCUGUAGGCGAAGAAGAUGGCAUUGCUCGCUGGCUCAGCUGAGUCCAGUCGCAUAAUACAUGAUUUAUAUCAUUCUCAACAUGCGUAUGAUGCAUUGCUAUGUUCUCUGUGCUGCAGUGAAUUAAGCGACAUUUGAUUUUCCCCAGUAAUGAUCAAUGGACUAAAAUGUUAGAUAACGAUUCUGCUUGAUCAAAAUCUUUGGAUUUUGUUGUGGGCUUCUAUUGUCUGCUAUGAAGCAGUUAAUGAUAUAGUCCUUGGUCAA